AUGUCGUUACUAGAAGAUAUUUUUCUCCGAGACGAGGAGAAUGAGGCUCACGAAUUAGAACGGGUUAUAGAAGGCGGCGACUAUGAAGAAAGAGCUGCAUCAAACAGUGAUGAUAAUAGUGAAAAAGAGGAUGAAGCAGAAGAAGAAAAGAGAAGAGUGGACCCAGCAUCUAAUAAGACAAAGCGUGUCGUGAAAAACCCUAGAUUUGUAUUGAAUCCUGCUCGUCUAACUGGACCGAGGGGCAUACAAGUAAUACCUGAGCAUUUUAAAGAUUUUAAAUUCAAAGGAAAGGGGCAUGAAAAGGAAGAUUUGGACUUGGUUCUUAAGAAACUAGAACACUGGGCCUACAGACUGUAUCCAAAGUUCAAAUUUGAAGACUGCUUAAAGAAGAUUGAGACAUUGGGAAAGAAGCGAAUUGUUAUGGUACAUCUUCAUAAAAUAAGAUCUGACCAACUCAAUACUGAGGAAAUAGUAGUUCAAAAUGACUCCAGUGAUGAUGAAACACAACCCCAACAAGAACCAGAUGAGUUCGACAAACUUUUGCAGCAGCAAAUUGAGUUAGCGAGAUCCACACCUGCACCAAAAGUAAAUAAAAGCAUUGAAGGCAGUAGUAUUGAGAACAGAUCUCUAAUUGUGCCAAAAGUAAUGUCAUCACCCUCAAUUAGUGCUGAGCAAAGAGAGAGAAUGCUACGAAAUAGGCAACGUGCUGAAGAGAGGCGUUUAGCUAAAUUGAACAACUCCACUAGUGCUAAUAUAAAUGAAGUAGAAGCAUGUAAACCUGCCAAUCAUGAUGAAAUAGUAGUGGGUAAUGUAAAAUGUCAUACUAAUAAUCAAGAUGACAAAUGUACAAUAAAUGACAAUAACGAAAAUGAUACAAGUAAAACACAAGCAAUAAUCCGUAGUCAUGAAAGCAAUCAUUCUGACAAAGAACCUGCCUAUGUACACCAAGAUAAAUAUGAUUAUGCAGAACCACUGGACAACCUUCAUGUUACUGAAUCACAACCGAAAAAACGUAGAAGUAAUGUCUUAGAUAGUUCUGAUGAUGAAAUUGAACCAGAUGUUAAUAUUGAUGAAAGUGAACCACGCCGUAGCGAAACUGUUAACGUGAAAGUAAUGCUUCACGCCAAAAAACGUAAAAACAAUAUUGUUGAUAGUAGUGAUGAAGAAAAUACGAGCUAUUUACCGGUAAGCGAAGCAUCACAGAGUAAUAAAGAAAAAACGAAAAUUUCUGAAGAUCGAGGAGAGAAUGAUAGGUCAACACGGAAAGAUAAUGAAUGUGAUAGUGAUAGACUAAUAAACAAUUCAAAUCAAGAAAAUAUCGAUGUAAGAGAGGUAGUUUUAGAAAACAGUAUUAUACAAAGUACCAUUCAGGGAUUGGUUGAAAACGACAAUAAUUUGAAUUUGGAACGGGAUCAAGGUACUAGAGAAGAAAAUGCGGGUAGCUCUAAUAUUGAUGAAAAUGUGCUGAUGGAUGUAGAUUUUACGGAUGAGUUUUAG
Molecule: messenger RNA, 1497 nt
Organism: Leptosia nina
Lineage: Eukaryota; Metazoa; Arthropoda; Insecta; Lepidoptera; Pieridae
Source: the annotation of a GenBank genome assembly